Linepithema humile (Argentine ant) is the source of this 2517-nucleotide messenger RNA. RefSeq names its product phosphatidylserine decarboxylase (gene Pisd). The record is from RefSeq and is a predicted model, not a curated record. Gene Ontology annotation, cellular component: mitochondrion. Gene Ontology annotation, molecular function: phosphatidylserine decarboxylase activity. Gene Ontology annotation, biological process: phosphatidylethanolamine biosynthetic process. NCBI's taxonomy places the organism in Eukaryota, Metazoa, Arthropoda, Insecta, Hymenoptera, Formicidae.
UCUGUUCCUGGAACAGUGUCGUCGAAAAGCGUGUAACUGGCCGACCUGGUGCGUUUUCUUUAACCGCGACGCGAUACGCCGAUGUUGAUGCAAAACGAGACGCGAACGAGCCGACCGAAAACAGGCGGCGGAAAACAAUGGAAACUGGUCCGUGAGAGCCGUGGUCGCGCGGCGCACAAAAAGCCAGCAACCGACGAUUCACCUGCCGCGACGCGGAGCCACCUGUUAUCGCGCCCCCGCCUCCUGGUGUGCGCGCCACUCGUCAGUGUCGGUCGCGGUAUGCAUGGCUGAUACAUACAUGACGGGCGAAGACAGGUGGACAUACACGGACGCGCUGCAUUGCGUUGCAAGACGCGUUCUUUAACUUUCUUGGCGCGAGCGCAUUUGCAAUCGCAAUUAUGCAUCGUAACAACGGAUGAAAGACAAUUUCGAGGAAACUUUUGCCGUCGAUAGACGAUAUAGUAUUUCAAGAAGAAAUAAUCCGCGAAAUUCGGAGCAACAAAAUUUCGAAAAUCAUUGCAUUCUCUCAAAGAACUGGAUGUUGUCAGUAAAAUUCCGCGAGGAACAAAGCGAACUGAAAUUUAUGUCAAAUUUUCUUCAUUUAUCGUUUUAUUCAACAAAGAUGAGAGUUCAAGAGCAAUUAAUUUCGAUGAAAGAAAAUCGAACUUGAGGGAUGAGCGUCAGUGAGCGCGCGUUUAAAUCUAGAGUCGUGUUUACGUUACGUUGCGUUACGUAUAACAUGCCUGUAAGAAGAGCAAAUAAUGAAAGAAAAAUUUCAUCACAAAAUUCGCAAACUAAAUAACAUAAAAUAAAUUACAAGAUGCUUACGAAUAAUAUACGGAGGUUGGAUCUUCUUACUAGAGGAUGCCGAUAUUGCUAUUCCUUGCUAAAAAUAGCGCCAAAAUCGUCGGCGAGACUUGUCAGAAGAUGUAGAUCAUUCGUUAAUACAAGGCAUACCAAAAAUACUGCUCGAAGAUGGCGAUUUAUUAUGCCAACUGGAAUUGGAUUGUCGCUACUCGCAGGAGUACAAUGGAAUAACUUGCACAAAUAUGGAUAUCCCGUUCAUGUAGACGAUAGGCCAGAACUGCUCAAUGAUGUUAUGGUAACAUGUUAUUGUUGCCUGCCACUGAGAACAACUAGCAGAGUAUGGGGAUGGCUGACAAGCAUUGAAUUGCCAGUGAGUUUGAGGCCAACAUUAUACACAUUUUACGCAAACUUGUUUCACGCCAAUCUGGACGAGAUGGAAUUGGAUCUAUCUGCUUUUCCGAACCUGGUAGAAUUUUUCGUCAGGGCACUUAAACACAAUGCGAGACCCAUUGCUCAAAAUACAAAUAUGAUUUCACCUGCGGAUGGUAAGGUUCUUUAUUUUGGACCAGUGACUUCCUGCCGUGUGGAGCAAGUGAAAGGAGUAACGUAUGAUCUUAGACAGUUUUUGGGCGACUCAAAUAGUUUCUUACUGAAUAAAAUGUCAAACCAGGCAGAUAAGGACGAUUAUGUUAAUUCGCUCUUGAGGAACCCAGAUAAUAGAUUGUAUCAACUGAUUAUUUACUUGGCACCCGGUGACUAUCAUCGAUUUCACAGUCCCACAGAGUGGAACAUAAAAUUCCGACGGCACUUUCCAGGAAAGUUACUGAGCGUCAAUCCCAAAGUGCUAAAGUACAUGCCUAACUUGUUCUCCUUGAACGAGCGCGUCGUGUACGUCGGAGAAUGGUCGGGCGGCUUCAUGGCUUACACGGCGGUCGGGGCGACAAACGUGGGCUCUAUAAGAGUCUACUGUGAAGAACUGGCGACCAAUAAAGUGCAGUUCCCGGAAACCCUGCACUGGAAAGAGGCGAGCUUAGACUGUGCUCGAGUGGCCAAAGGCGAACUGUUCGGCGAAUUUAGACUCGGAUCCACAAUUGUGCUCUUGUUUGAAGCACCACAAGACUUUCGGUUCAACUUGCAAAUCGGCCAGACUAUCAAAGUCGGUCAGGCACUGAGCGCGUGUUCCAACGACGAGCCUGAUGAAAGACAGAUCGAACGACGGCACUUAAUUAUGAAUGUUGCGUACGACUGGAGAGAUAUAUGGAGACCCAAAAUAGCAUGAUAAAAUAGGAAAGCUAUUUCAUUUUUACUCGAGAAACACUCGCAUCUUUGCGCGAAGCGUAAAUAGAAUAAAGAAAGGAAUUGUAUAUUGGAUGAUCGCGCUAUACGCUAGGGACUUGAUUUUUUUUUUUUUUUUUUUUUUUGAGUACGUAAGUAUCGAUUUUGCGAUUACUUCUGUGCCUAAUUAUGCCUUUGCGCGGAAAGUCAUCGUCUUGUGCAUUUAUCUGAAAUUACAUGUAAAUAUAUAAUACGAGAUUAGGCUCAUUCGCUACUUUAAUUGCGCGAUAUCGGGCAUCACGCAAAGUGAUUUAUAAUAGUUUUGACACAGUUAAACUUAUUGCAGCGUGUACGACGAGCGAACUAUAUAACACAUGUGCAUCUUUGUACGGCAGCAAUCUUUGUACGAUUGCAAAUAAAAAAAAUCAUACGGGA